AGCCACAGCCUGCCUGAACAAGCUGUGCUUUUGGCCACCCACCUCUUGCUGCUGCUGUGGGCUCAGCAUUCUGGGGGGAAAGUGGCACAGAAAAGCAUUUAUCUCUCUCCUUGUAGCGCUGCCUGCAGGCAUUGGGGGUGGCUCCACAAAGGGACUCUCAGCAGAAGGGCUGUCAGGGAGCGAGGUGCCCAUGUCUCAGCGAAGGCAGUCCCUCUGCUGUAGAGCCGCCUUGGCCAAGGAGCCUUCCUUGGGAUGGGCUUGGCUGACACCAGCAUGGGACACCUGUCUGGACAACACCUACUUCAUCCAUUCACGUUGCGUUCCUGUUCCCGCAGGGUGGCCGGCAAGUUACCUGAGGCCAACCUCCUCCUCCUCCGAACCUUGCUCAGCCUGCUCCACAAGAUCAGCACCAAUGUCCCUGUCACCAAGAUGACUGCCAGGAACCUGGCCAUCUGCGUGGGGCCCAACCUCCUCAGCCCACCCGAGGAGGACACGCUGGCCCUGGAUGUCCUGAUGCAGGUGACAGGGAAGGUGACAGAGCUGGUUGAGUUCCUCAUCCAACACCAUGAGGAACUCUUUGAGGAGCAGGAGGAGGAGGAGGAGGCUGAGAUUCCAGGAGCACCGGCCGAGGCUGAACUUGCCAGCCAACAGGCCGAGGAGUCACCGGCACCAGAAGAAGAAGGAGAAACUGCCGAGGUAUGUGAGGUCCACACAGAGCGUGAGAGAAUGCCUCCCUACGCAGAAGGUGGGAUUGCCACUGUGUCCAAGCUCUUCGCAGCAAGGGGAAACACCAUCCCCCAGGAAGAGAAAGCACAGCUGCGAAGAGGAGGUUGGUGGCCCGCCACCCAAGCGAUGCCGAAAGCUGUGAACAGAGAGCUCAGCGAUGGGCAGGCUGUCGAGGUGGCCGAAGAAAUCACCCUCAUGCUGCCACCCUUUUGGCUCAGCUGGACGGUCUAG
Columba livia (rock pigeon) is the source of this 957-nucleotide messenger RNA. RefSeq names its product T-cell activation Rho GTPase-activating protein-like. Gene Ontology annotation, biological process: signal transduction. Gene Ontology annotation, molecular function: GTPase activator activity. NCBI's taxonomy places the organism in Eukaryota, Metazoa, Chordata, Aves, Columbiformes, Columbidae. The record is from RefSeq and is a predicted model, not a curated record. Bases 253 to 957 code for a protein of 234 amino acids. The transcript has 4 exons.